GUCCCGGUGCCGCCUUGUGAUGUCGACGCCCCUGGCAAGUCGAGCCCAGAAGAUGAGGCUGCCCCUUCUUACACAAAAGGGACUGGAGGUGCCGCCCCCCACAGAGAAGGACUGGUCCAAGGAUGAGGAAAGGCAUUAUGUCUUCAAGGAUCCGGACCAGCAGUGGCGUUCCCUGCCUCAGCCUUAUCGAAUGAUCAACAAGCUGGUGGACCUUGUGUUCGAGCGCUCGUGGGAGAUCAUCGAGGAGAGAGACAGGCUGCGGGAGGCCAAGCUCAGCCAGAUCCAGCCCACCGUCUACCCUCCGGUUUUCCAGAGCAAGCUCAGCAGCGUACCGAAUUGUAUGGCUAUUUCCCAAGACUACCUGUUUAUUGGAGGAGCCAAAGGCUUCUCCAUUUAUAACCUGUACAAUGCCAAACGCAUCUGUGUCUGGGAUAAACUGAAGGUUGGAGUCACGUCCAUCGGGGCCGCAGAUUUGGGGAACGACAUACUUAUUGCUCCUGUGGACGAGAUGGGUGUCAUUAGACUGUUCUAUAUUUACAAAGACAGUCUGUUCUUCGUCAAAACUGUCAAUGACGUGGACGACACCAACAAGCCAACACCCUGUGUCAAGAUGGAGAUCUCUCAGGGAGGGGACUUCGCGGCCUUCCUGCUCCAAGGAGCUGGAGACACUUGGCUGGAUGUGUACAAAUUGCCCAAGGAGUCUUGGCUCAAGGAGGUGGAACACCCCCAAGUCACUACGACUCCAAAGAAGAAAGUCCGACAGCCGCAGCUGAACACUCUUGAGCCCAUGUCUUCGGAUAAUUCAGAAAUGGACGUAAGCAUCGGUUUGAAGGGAGACGUGAAGCUGAGCCCUCCGGUUCACAUAGUGAAGAUCAAACCGCCCAAGCCCAUCACAGGUACCACAUUUAAGAGCCCCCUGGAAGUCUUUGCGAAGGUCGAGGGCUGCCUCGGGCUGGGCUCGGGGCAGAACCACUUCAUCAAGGACAGUCAGUGGGAGCAGCAGGCCGCCGCCUUCCACGCCAUGUACAAGAAGGUCCUGGACGGGGACAGCGAGGAGGAGCUGGCCAGUAUGGCCACGUUCCACUUCCUCCUUCCCACCUGCGUCAUUAUGAUGCCCGCGGAGCUCAAGGGCCCCUCAGGGGUGCCCUCUGUCCUUGGCGUGCACUGGAUGGGCCAUCACAACUUCUUCCUCUACUCGCUGAACAGGACCCAGAGGGACAAAGUUGAGCCCGAGAGCGUGUGGCCCUGCGCCGCGCCCAUCGCCCUGUCUCAGCUCAGCGGCUGCGGCUCCUACCUGGUGCUGGCCUGCGAGGACGGCGUGCUCACGCUGUGGGACCUGGCCCAAGGGUCCCCGCUCGGCGUGGUCGCUCUUCCUGAGGGGCGUUUCUGCCAAAGCGUUCACUUCCUGAAGUACUUCCUCGUCCUCGAAGGACGGAACGUGUAUCCCGAGGUUCCAGUGACAUCCCAAGUGACCUGUGUGGUGCUGUGCACAGACGCCUCUCUCCACCUCGUGGCCGCCAGCGGGGCGCAGGAGCCCACCACCCGCACACUGGUUGAGAGGCCAGCAAAGCACCCGGAUGAAGCCGUCUGUGCGGUGGCCCCAGUCCCACCCUUACCUGGCAUGGUGCUGGUCUUCUCCAAGAACGGCUCCGUGCACCUGCUGGACGUGUCUGGGCCCCAGACGGUCUGUGCCUUUGCUCCCCCCAGGCCCUUCCACCUGGUGGCCCCCUGGAGGCCGGUGUUCGUGCUGUCUGAGCACCACCCGUACUUCCUGCUCCGAGGAGACCGUCCGAAUCGGACAGAAGCCACCGACGAGGCCAAGGACAUCCCCAAAUCUGUCUUCUAUUUUCAUUUCACCGCCUACCCGCUCCUGGAGGACAUUGUGAGGAACAGCAGCAUUCCCCAGGCUGACCUGCCGGACCCCGUGGCCUUGCCCCAGGCACUGCCCUUGGAGGAGAGAUGCGACAGCUUCCUCCGGAAGAGGUUUCAGAAGCUGGAGCACCAGGCGAAGGAGCAGGAGCACUGGACCCGGCUGCGGAGGUACUCCUUGCUCCUCCAGAGAGAGAACCUCAAGAAGUGACGUGGCCACUGCCCCGGGCUCCCCGAGGAGGUCUCAGCGGCAGGCAGACCCCCGCCCCAGGAGGCCCUGAGGUGAAGAGACUCCGCAACAAAGGGCUUCGGCUCAGGAGGUCCCGGGGCCUGGAGUUGCAGACAGCGACCCGCACAGACAGGCACUGUCUUGGGGGCGGGGGCAGUUCAACCACUCUGCCCCUUGUCUAAGCCCCCAGCUGGACAGAUGCGUCACCCAGAUAAACAGCGAGAUUGUUGCCAGA
Messenger RNA from Artibeus jamaicensis (Jamaican fruit-eating bat), 2333 nucleotides. It is a transcript of the gene WDR93, whose product is annotated as WD repeat domain 93. Gene Ontology annotation, molecular function: protein binding. The record is from RefSeq and is a predicted model, not a curated record. Bases 20 to 2080 code for a protein of 686 amino acids. Gene Ontology annotation, biological process: electron transport chain. Lineage: Eukaryota; Metazoa; Chordata; Mammalia; Chiroptera; Phyllostomidae. The transcript has 16 exons.